Lolium perenne is the source of this 2837-nucleotide messenger RNA. RefSeq names its product ATP-dependent DNA helicase DDM1. The record is from RefSeq and is a predicted model, not a curated record. NCBI's taxonomy places the organism in Eukaryota, Viridiplantae, Streptophyta, Magnoliopsida, Poales, Poaceae. Gene Ontology annotation, molecular function: ATP binding.
CGUUUGGAUGACCGUUGAAACGGAACUCCAAAUUCCCCCAAUUCCGCGAGGUUCGGGUUUGCCCGAAAUCCGCCCGCUGCGUUCCCCUUCGCCGCGUCGCUCCAUGGCGGCGGCGAUGGCGACUGGCGACGGCAGCGACGACGCAGGUCAUUUCGGAGCAGCAGCCGAAGUCUGGGUAGCAAACGAGACCAAGGCUGAGAAAAUGUUCGAAGCCAAGAAUGACAAAGCCAAUGAUUUUGUUGAAGCAAGUAAGCUCAAGGCCAGCAGUGUUUUGGUGCACCCCAUUGCCGAGGCGUUGAAGGCUGAGGAGCAGCUAUUUCACUCUGUGAAAGAGGAGACCGAGGAUCAGUUCUUAGAUGGAAGUUCAUCUCUACCUGUUGACCCCGAGGCCAAAAAAAGUGGCCCAUUCGUCGUCACAGAGGUGAUGACAAAGGAGGAAGAGAAGUUAUAUGAGGCACGAGUUAAGGUAGAGGAAGAAGAAGAGGCUAAAAGGAAAGAAGAAGCUACAAGACUUGCUUUUGAUCCCAAUGCACGGUUUAGCAAGUUGGAUGAGCUGCUGACACAGACACAGCUCUAUUCAGAAUUUCUACUUGAAAAGAUGGAGGAGAUUACAGAUAAAGUUGUUGAACCUCAAGAUGAAGAGGAACCUGUGGAAGACAAGAAGAAAGGACGUGGUAAAAAGAGGACAACGAAUUCUAAACCACAGUACAAUGAUAAGAAGGCUAAGACGGCGGUGGAAGCAAUGCUGACAAGAUCCCGUGAAGAUCGUUCUGCUGAUGAUGGUACUCUCACAGAAGAAGAAAGGUGGGAAAAGGAGCAAGCCAAUCUUGUUCCAUUAAUGACUGGCGGACAGUUGAAAUCAUACCAGAUAAAGGGUGUGAAGUGGCUAAUAUCUCUCUGGCAGAAUGGGCUAAAUGGGAUAUUAGCUGAUCAAAUGGGCCUUGGGAAAACAAUCCAGACAAUUGGAUUUCUUACUCAUCUUAAAGGGAAAGGCAUGCAUGGUCCAUACAUGAUAAUUGCUCCUCUUUCCACUCUCUCAAACUGGGUAAAUGAGAUCUCAAGGUUUGUUCCAUCUCUUGCUGGCCUGAUUUACCAUGGAGACAAAGUGACUCGAGCAGAGAUAAGAAGAAAAUUCAUGCCACAAACUAUUGGUCCUGAUUUCCCAAUCAUAAUCACUUCAUAUGAGAUGGCCAUGUCAGAUGCAAAAUUUCUUGCUCAUUAUAAUUGGAAGUAUGUCGUUGUAGAUGAGGGACAUCGGUUGAAAAAUUCGAAAUGUAAGUUAUUGAGAGAGUUAAAGCGCAUUCCAAUGGCCAAUAAACUUCUUUUGACUGGCACACCUCUUCAGAAUAAUCUGGCAGAGCUGUGGUCGCUAUUGAACUUCAUUUUGCCUGAUAUAUUCUCAUCCCAUCAGGAAUUUGAGUCAUGGUUUGAUUUUUCUGGGAAAGGAGACGAGCAGCAACAGGAAGAAACUGAUGAGAACAAAAGAGUACUUGUUAUUUCGAAGCUUCAUGCCAUUUUGCGUCCAUUUCUAUUAAGACGGAUGAAGGAGGACGUAGAACAGAUGCUUCCACGGAAGAAAGAGAUAAUCAUAUACGCUAACAUGACUGCGCAUCAAAGGCAAAUCCAGACUCACUUGAUUGAGAAAACAUUUGACAACUACUUACAUGAGAGCACAGAAAUAGUGCUGCGAAGACCUGGCAUGAAGAUGAAGCUAAAUAACCUAAUGAUUCAGCUGAGGAAAAACUGUGCCCAUCCUGAUCUUUUCAAUGCUGCAUUCGACUCAACAAGCCUCUAUCCACCUAUCGAUAAGCUUCUGGAACAAUGUGGCAAAUUUCAGCUGUUAGACAGGUUACUGGAUUCCCUGCUCAAACUAAAGCGCAAGGUUCUAAUAUUUUCACAGUGGACUAAAGUUUUGGACAUCAUUGAUUAUUAUCUGUAUACUAAAGGGCUGAAUGUUUGCCGUAUUGACGGUAGUGUUAAAUUAGAAGAAAGGAGGAGGCAGAUAGCAGAGUUUAAUGACUUGAACAGCAGUAUGAAUGUCUUCAUUUUAAGCACACGUGCUGGUGGGCUUGGUAUCAAUCUUACAUCUGCUGAUACCUGUAUCCUGUAUGACAGUGACUGGAAUCCUCAGAUGGAUUUACAGGCCAUGGAUCGAUGCCACCGGAUUGGCCAAACACACCCAGUGCAUGUUUAUCGGUUGGCAACAUCCAAUUCUGUUGAAGGACGGAUUAUCAAGAAAGCUUUUGGAAAGUUGAAGCUAGAGCAUGUCGUGAUCGGAAAGGGACAGUUUGAACAAAAUAGCGCGAAACCUAACGUCUUAGAUGAGGAGGAGCUGCUCGCGCUGCUCAGGGAUGAGCUGGAUGAGGAAGACAGGAUGAUCCAAACAGACAUCAGUGACGAGGAUCUUCUGAAGGUGAUGGAUAGGAGCGACCUCACCGGCCCGCCUGCCGCUGCCGAUGCCACCCCUCUUAUCCCCCUGAAAGGGCCUGGCUGGGAGGUCGUGCUGGCCUCGAAGAGUGGCGGCGGCAUGCUCUCAGCGCUUGCCAGCUGAGCAUUGCCCCAUCAUAGCAAUGGCAGCGCCCCAGUAUUUUUCUGGUUCUGAUUGUUCACUGCUAACUAGUUGGUGUCUUGUGAAAACAGUAUCCCCCAAAGUAAUUAUCAACCUGGCGCUGCACUUGUAGAUCAGGAGCUGAUGAUUUGGCAAAAACUUACAAGAAUUGCUCUAGCUUAGCUAAUGCCUUCUUCCCUGCCAUGCUUUCGUUCAAAAAACUAUGUAAGACUAUUUUGGUAGUCUAUGGUAAAACGUUGGAAAAUGACAUUAAGAUCUUACUGAGUUA